AUGGCUAGCGUGGACACGAGGGCGGUGGGUGGGGCUGCCAGGCCUCGGAGAGCCCUGCAGAUGUUCCUCUCGGACAGUGCCGACCUGUCGGCUUCUGUAGGGCCCAUCCGAAGGUUUCAGGCAGAGGAGGAUUCGCUCCAGGCUGUGAUCACCGGCCGCUGCGUGGAGAACAGACCGGAACUGGGCAGUGGGGCAGGCAGGGGGCCGUUAACCGUCCGGACAAGCAAUGACUGCGUCUUGGAUGGAACGUCCUGGCGUGAGCUCUGUAGGGGACCUCCUGCAGCAGCAACGGAGAAGGCUUUGGAAACUCACAUUCCCGUCCCCGAGGCCUCCAGGAAGCCUGGUGCUGUGAAGGAGUGGAUUGUUUGGGCUUACCAGAAGCCAGCGGCUCGAGGAACUGGGAAGGCCGGGCCCCGGCUCGUGUGUUCCCCGGUUGACCUGCCCGCUGGCCCCUUGCUCUGCGCACCCCCCCACCGCCGGGCCGACUACGUGCCCCACCCCCCACCGUGGAGAGGCCUGGGAGAAGACCUGGGCUCGGCCCCCUCCCCACCCGCCUCAGCCCGUCAGCCAGCAGGGGCGCCCGGCUCCACCCUGCCCACAGACCCUGCCCCAGCCUCAGGGUCACCACUGCAGAGUGGGCGGGCCGGCCCUGGUGAGUGCAGCAGCCUGCCCCCCAGACCCUGCGCCUGCCAUGCAGCCCACGCCCACCCUGCGGCCAGCAUCGGCAUCGUGCUGAAGUUCGUGUCCCGAGUGGGGAGCCGCUUCGGGGCCCUCUGUGGCCGAGCCUUGGGCACAACAUCCCUGGACCCAUCUGGGGUGGAGCACUGGCCGCUGCCCUGCGUCCGUGCUGCUCACGCCCGCCACGGUGCCAGGAGCCUCCACCGCCUUCUCCAGGCCGGCCUCGGCCGUCUACAGAGAAACCAGCUGUGUGUUUUAAUGACUGACUGA
Rangifer tarandus platyrhynchus (Svalbard reindeer) is the source of this 948-nucleotide messenger RNA. The record is from the annotation of a GenBank genome assembly. NCBI's taxonomy places the organism in Eukaryota, Metazoa, Chordata, Mammalia, Artiodactyla, Cervidae.